GUACGCCCAACAUGUGGUAGUAGUACCUCUUCAGCUUCUGGAGAUCAACACAAAGCUCCUGGCGAACCUCUCUCUCUCUGUCUCUCUCUCUCUCUCUAAUACAGUGAUUAUAACCACUUCUCAAGUCACUAUCUUUUUACUUCUCCCCAACUCCACUCUCUUCUAAAUUCAAUCAAAUUGGUAAGCCUCUUUUCAUUCAUUUAUCCUUUCAUUCAAGAUUUAUACUGUAUGUAUAAUUGAAACCCUCAUGAUCUAGCAUGUGGGUUUUGCUCUCUAACCCUCAACAGUUGCAGAUAGUAAGUAAUUUACAAAAAUUUUGAGUGGGUUUGCUCUGUAUUUGUUCUUCCAUGGCUUUUUCAAUGCUCAAUGGAGCUGAAAAUCUCAAACUUGUUGGAGGCAUAGCUCCAACUGGGUUAGGUUUUCUUGGGUCUGAUUUUCGUGGGAGGUUCUUUCCUAAUAAGGUCCUAGUGCCCCAAAUUAGGAAUUCAAGUGUCAAGAGUUUAGCACCCAAAUGCAGUCUCUCUGCCUCAAGGCCUGCUUCUCAGCCUAGGUUCAUACAACAUAAGAAAGAAGCAUUCUGGUUCUAUAGGUUUCUAUCCAUAGUGUAUGAUCAUGUCAUAAACCCUGGGCAUUGGACUGAGGAUAUGCGCGAUGAGGCACUUGAGCCAGCCGAUCUCUAUGAUCGAAACAUGAGAGUGGUUGAUGUUGGUGGGGGCACUGGUUUCACCACUCUUGGUAUAGUCAAACAUGUUGAUGCUAAAAAUGUGACAAUUCUUGACCAGUCACCUCACCAGCUUGCCAAGGCAACGCAGAAGGAGGCUUUGAAAGAAUGCAAGAUAAUUGAGGGUGACGCGGAGGAUCUUCCGUUUCCAACUGAUUACGCUGAUCGAUAUAUCUCUGCUGGAAGUAUUGAGUACUGGCCAGAUCCACAGCGUGGCAUCAAGGAAGCAUACAGGGUACUGAAAAUAGGAGGAAAAGCGUGCAUAAUUGGUCCUGUGUACCCAACCUUCUGGUUGUCUCGGUUUUUUGCUGAUAUGUGGAUGCUUUUCCCAAAGGAGGAUGAGUAUAUUGAGUGGUUUCAAAAGGCUGGUUUCAAAGAUGUUGAACUGAAAAGGAUUGGUCCGAAAUGGUACCGUGGUGUUCGCAGGCAUGGCUUGAUUAUGGGAUGCUCUAUCACAGGCGUGAAGCCUUUCUCAGGGGACUCUCCCCUACAGCUUGGUCCGAAGGCAGAGGACGUGGAGAAGCCUGUAAAUCCAUUUGUAUUCUUCUUGCGGUUCCUUCUUGGUGCUAUGGCAGCGACCUACUUUGUGCUGGUACCAAUUUACAUGUGGCUCAAGGAUCAAAUUGUUCCAAAGGGCAUGCCUAUCUGAGAACAAUAAAAUCGGAGAUGACAUAUGUUCCACUCUUCCAUGCUCUUUUUACAACACUCUGAUCAUCUCACUUGUUAGCGUGCAUCUCCGUCAGACAAUCCAGCAUUUCGACAUUUCUCAAGUGAGCACUCUUAUUUCAUGCAGGUCAACAAACAUGAUAAAGAUUCCUGUAAUAAAUGACAUCGCCUCAUCUUGCCUAGUGUGUGUAGUAUCGGGAAAGUUGUUGGAUUGUUAUAUUGUGCAGCAUUUUCUAAAUGUGUUAACUUUUUUUAGUAAUCUUUUCAUGACUUGUUCUAAUGAGUUCUUACUGGAAUCACACAUCUAUUCAAACAGAUUGAUGAUGCACAUGAAAAAAAUGCCUGUAAGCACUGGAAUUGACUCUGCCUUCAAUUAGUUUUCUCAGGGUUGUUCAAAAUUGUAAUGUGUGACAUUGAUAAUAUUAAAUGUUUUUCAUAAACAUUUUCCAUUCAAA
Camellia sinensis is the source of this 1842-nucleotide messenger RNA. RefSeq names its product 2-methyl-6-phytyl-1,4-hydroquinone methyltransferase, chloroplastic. Lineage: Eukaryota; Viridiplantae; Streptophyta; Magnoliopsida; Ericales; Theaceae. The record is from RefSeq and is a predicted model, not a curated record. Gene Ontology annotation, biological process: methylation. Gene Ontology annotation, molecular function: 2-methyl-6-phytyl-1,4-benzoquinone methyltransferase activity.